AUGGAGACCGCCAUCCGCUGGUCCCCAUCCUCCACCACCGCCGAACAACGCUUCCUCUCCGUGGACGUCGCCGGCAAAGCCUUCCACCUAUGCAAGGUAAACGGAUUCGACGGGCACACCCUCCAGCAUGAGGUGCUGUCAACACACACCAAAGUCCCCGCCUUCCGCGCCUUCGAUUGGUCGCCUGUCGACGACUCGCUCGUCGCCGUCGGCCAGUCCUCCGGCGAUGCGACCAUCCUGCGCAUGAACAGCGAGGCUGAGUCGUUCUCGUUUCCCAUUCGGCACCAGCGGUACUGUAAUGCUGUGGCGUUUAGCACGCAUGGAUUGCUGGCUGCGGGUUUGGAUCGCGUGCGCAAUGACUUCUGUCUUAAUAUUUGGGACGUCAAUCAGCGGCUUGCUAUGAGGGGCGCGAGGGGCUUUGUGGAGCCGCUGAGGAAGUUGGCGAGCUCCGAGCCUAUCACUAGUAUUAAGUUCUUUCGCGAUCAGCCGGAUACGUUGGUUACUGGUGUCAAGGGGCAGUUUGUUCGGAUCUAUGAUUUGCGAGAAGGACCAGGAAAUCCGUCGUUGCAGUUCCCUACCCGGUGCGUCCACAACUUGGCGAUCGAUUGGUUGGACGAAAACUACAUCGCUUCCUGUCUGCCCUCCAACGAGGCGACCAUUUGCGUCUGGGACCGACGGGUGGGGUCGCGCUUUGCGCCGGGCAUUGGGCCGACGAACGUGCCUGGGCCAGACAUCCAGCCGGGCCCGGCUCUGGAGUUCCGGAACGUCGUCGCGCCCAAGUCUUCUAUCUGGAGUCUUCGCUUCUCGCGAACCAAACGAGGCUGUCUGGGCGUGCUGUCCAGUACGGGCCACUUAAAAACGUACGACAUCGCCAAAGAAUACCUCGCAGAGGACUAUCGGCAUUCGAUGGACCAGACCCUCGGCCACGGCUCGUUCAGGAACUAUCCGGAGCAGGUUUACACCAAACAUGUCCGGGAUAUCUACAGUCCGUUCAAUCACCCUUCUCGUGGAUACCCCGAGUCUGAACGAGUCGUAUCUUUUGACUUUCUCAACCUCACCGCGUCCAACGAACCCAGUGCCAUAACCCUAUCUGGAAACGGAAAAGUCAACGUCGUGGCGGUGAAACCCCCCGCUCCCCCGGUCCGACUGUCGUCCCAAGGCUCCCUGGUCUGGGGCAGCCCGGACGAACUCGCCGGCUUCAAAACGAUGAGUCCGGCGCCGUCCCCCGAGUGGAAAGCCUCGGACAUGGUUGAGACGAUACGCGAGCGCGUUCUUUCCGGCAGUGAUGUGUUAACUGAGGCGCCAGCCGUCAAGAACAGCCAACCUCCGCAGCCGCUUUCCAGCCGGGAGGUGCGCGAACGCGAGCUGUCGCUGGGCACCGGAGGCAAACGUCUCACGGCAGAAGAGGCACUGACCCUGAUGACGGUGAACCGGCUUCGGUGCAAGGAGGGCUAUCUAUUCGACGAGGCGCGCAACAGGGAAAUUGUGGCGGAGGAUCCGUCUCUCCAGGGCUUUUGGGAUUGGAUCGAACGCGCACGAACCGACGCUUCCGGCGAGACGAUGAUCCAGAAUGGCUUGGAUAUGAACUAUCUAGGGGUGUACGAUGUGUGGAACAAUGAUCUAGGUGAGUCUCGUCACUUGUCCCCGCUGGAUGGUGCGGGUGUGAACCACCACGUUGGCGAGGCCAUUAUCGAUCUGGUUCAGGAACGACUGAACCUACCGGAAAUGAAAUCCCGUCCGACACAACGCCCAGAGCACCGUCGCCUCUGCCUGCGACUCUGCGGGGCAGCGCAAACCAACCGCGAACUAGAGGAUGCCGUGAAGGCGCUGUCCGCCGAUAACCAGCAUACCAAAGCGGCCGCGCUGGCAGUCUUCCAAGACGAAGCCAAGCUGGCGUACCUGGCGCUGCGCAGCAACGAACCCGCGCAAGCGCACAAACUUCUCGCCAUGGCCAUUGCCGGAGCUGCCAAGGGCGACACCGACUCGGACUGGGAAGACACGUGCGCCGAGAUCGCCAAAGAGCUGACCGAUCCAUACGCGCGGGCGAUCCUAGCGCUCGUGAGCAAAGGCGACUGGCACUCUGUCAUUAACGAGACCACACUCCCGCUCCGGUACCGCGUCGAGGUCGCCAUCCGAUGGCUCCCAGACGACGAGCUAAGCACCUACCUACGGGAAACAACAGACGAAGCAAUCCGCCAGGGCGACAUCGAAGGCAUAAUCCUAACAGGCCUAGGCCACUCCGCAAUCGACCUCUUCCAAUCCUACAUCCAAAAAUUCAACGACGUGCAAACCCCCGUCCUAGCAAUGAGCCACACUGUACCCCGAUUCAUCAACGACGCCCCGCGCCGCACACGCUUCGAAGCCUGGCGCGAGACCUACCGCUGGCAAAUCAACUCCUGGAAACUACAACUCGAGCGUGCCCGCUUCGACGUCGGAUCCCGCAAAUUCGCCAUCACCUGGGACGGACAGAAACUGAUCGAGCCGCCGCGCCAGCAAGUCAGCCUCACCUGCAACUACUGCACGCGGCCACUAACACAGCACGACGCGUCCUCCCAGCUCUCGCCCUCCUCCUCCUCAGGCGAGGUCGUCGUGCACCCGACACCGGGGAACCCACUCGGCACGGCCGCCAUGUCAGGCAUGAUCUGCCCCCGCUGCGGCCGCCACAUGCCCCGCUGCGGCGUGUGCACGCUGUGGCUGGGCUCGCCGGACCCGAUGUCCAAGGCGGCUAUCGCGGCGGACAGCAUCAUGCAGGACGACUCACGCACGCCGUCCGAGGUGGACAUGAUGAGGCGGUUUGUGGUGUUUUGCAUUAAUUGUAAUCAUGGGUUUCAUGCGCAUCAUGCGAGGGAGUGGUUUGCGAGACAUAAGAGAAAAGGCAGAGGCCCCCUCAGCCGCGAUGUCCUCGUGUCCAAAGCACUGAGCCGUCUGCUCCGCCAUGCGGCCGAGAAAGAGGGUCUGAAGAUGGAUGAGCAGGGGUAUGCGAAUGUCGCGGAUGUGCUAGCGUGGAAUAGGCUCAAAUCCCUCAAAGUGACGUUUCCAGAAGUCCGCGACGCCGUCGCUACAUCAGACAAGAAGCGUUUUGCGCUUCUCCAUAUUCCUUCUUCCACCUCCACCACCACAACCCCUCCAACCGAUAACGCCAACGACAACACCGACAGUAAUAAAAACGGCGAAGAAAACACCCCCACACAAGACACAACAACAGCAACAGCCCUCACCGUCCCCGACACCAACCCCGCCAACUUCCUCAUCCGCGCCACCCAAGGCCACAGCAUCCAAUCCGUCGACGCCGCCUCCUUCCAAGAGCGCCUCACCCUCGACGAACCAGACAAACUCCCCCGCACCGUUGUCCACGGCACCUUCCACAGCACCUGGCCCGCCAUCCUCGCCUCAGGCGGCCUGCGCUGCAUGAAGCGGAACCAGAUCCACUUUGCGACUGGUCCGUCACUGGAGUCGGUUCUGGAGGGGCCAGCGACGCAGACGGCGGAUCCGCCGGUUGUGUCGGGGAUGCGGCGCGACGCGCAGGUGUUGAUUUAUGUGGAUUUGCGACGGGCGCUGGAGGCGGGUGUUCCGUUUUGGAGGAGUGAGAAUGAUGUGGUUUUGAGUGAGGGUGUUGCGGUUUCUAAGGAGGGAGAGGGAGAGGGAGAGGGGGAGAAGAUCCUUCCGUUGGAGUUUGUGGAUGUUGUUGUGGAGAGGAAGCAGGGGUUGGGGAAGAUUUGGGAGCGGGGGGAGGUACUGCAGGAGUUGCCGGUUGAGUUGACGAGUCGGGGGACUCCUAAGGGGAGGGGAGGCAAAAUGAUUGAAAAAAUGCCCACCCACCGCUUCGACCCCAACUUCACAGACAAUGUCAUCAACGCCAUGGGUCCGAAGGUGACCCCGCGCUUCCGCCAGCUCAUGGCCAGCCUCACCAGACAUCUUCACGACUAUGCGCGCGAGAACGAGCUAACAGUCGACGAAUGGAUGGCCGCCGUGCAGAUGAUGAAUUGGGCGGGCCAGAUGAGUACCGAGAAGCGAAAUGAGGGACAGUUGAUGUCUGAUAUCUUUGGGUUGGAGUCGUAUGUUUCCUCCUUCCUAUCUAUCUAG
Messenger RNA from Aspergillus campestris IBT 28561, 4083 nucleotides. RefSeq lists its product as uncharacterized. Gene Ontology annotation, cellular component: cytoplasm. Gene Ontology annotation, biological process: catechol-containing compound metabolic process; positive regulation of TORC1 signaling. Gene Ontology annotation, molecular function: protein binding; transferase activity; iron ion binding. The transcript is spliced from 8 exons. Lineage: Eukaryota; Fungi; Ascomycota; Eurotiomycetes; Eurotiales; Aspergillaceae. Bases 1 to 4083 code for a protein of 1360 amino acids. The record is from RefSeq and is a predicted model, not a curated record.